This is a messenger RNA of Austrofundulus limnaeus, 1148 nucleotides long. Its product is annotated as zinc finger protein 142. Gene Ontology annotation, biological process: regulation of DNA-templated transcription. Gene Ontology annotation, molecular function: RNA polymerase II cis-regulatory region sequence-specific DNA binding; DNA-binding transcription factor activity, RNA polymerase II-specific. The record is from RefSeq and is a predicted model, not a curated record. NCBI's taxonomy places the organism in Eukaryota, Metazoa, Chordata, Actinopteri, Cyprinodontiformes, Rivulidae.
GCGUCACAWGCUAACUAACGCUAGCCAAGAUAGCGAAAAUAUUGGCGUAUUGUAGCCACUUUUUGUUAAAAACAAAAAGGAAUAUAUAAUUUAGUGGCGGUAACUUAGUGGAAAUGAGUGAUUAGCCUCUGAAAGAUACAGUAAAUAUUAAUUUAUUAUCCAGUUUGUCAGGUAGGAAAAAGGGUGAAAACUCGGGCUGUAGGUCUUGCUGGCAGUUGUGUGUUUUUUAUAGAAUGACACUGAAGCAGGGACACAAUCUAAGUUGGAGAUGGAGAAAGACAACAACUGUUCAGCAGCACAUGAAGCACCACUGCCAUCCAAAGGGUACGUUGCUGAGGGAACAGAGAACAUUUACCGCACCCACACCUGCCCCAAAUGUCGCCGCUGCUUCAAGAUGCACUCUCACCUGCAGGAGCACCUUCGCUUACAUUUCCCCGACCCGACCCUCCAGUGUCCCACCUGCGACCGUUUCUUCACCAGCAGGAGCAAGCUGCGCCUCCACCAGCUCCGGGAGGCGGGUGAGAAGACCCACCGCUGUCACUUGUGUGAGUAUUCUGCCGUGGAGAAGAGCGCAGUCCGCCGCCACAUCGCCAGCGUGCAUCCAGACGAGGCGGAGGAGGGCGGGGACAGUCGGAGCUUCGUUUGUCCCACCUGCAGUCAGAGCUUUCUCCAGAGCAGAGCGCUGAAGGCUCACAUGAAAACACACAACGUCCCGUUGGACGACACGCCGCUGGCGUGUUUCCAGCAGGGUUGUUCGUUCCGGAGCUCCGAGCGGAAAGCCUUUCUGAAACACGUCCGCAAGGAGCACGGGAUGAAAGCGGUAGCGUGUCGCCACCACGCCUGCGGAGCCGUGUUUCGGUGCGAGGCGGAGAUGCGGGCUCAUCAUCGGACGCACCUGGCCUACCACUGCCCGGACUGCGACUUCCACUGCUCCAACAAAUCGGCGUUCCAGCAGCACCGGCGCCUCGGCCACCCGGGGGARGCACGGCUUCGCUGCGACUUCUGCCCCUUCGUCACGUUCAACCCCGUGGAGUUCGAGCGGCACGUCGAGCUCUUACACGCCAACGAGAAGAUCCACCGCUGCGCCCAGUGRAGCUACGUCACCUCACAUAAACGUGGUUUGAAGCGACACGUGCUGAUGCACACUG